AUGUUUAAAAAUUCUAACCCGUUCGAUGAGGAUGUUACUGCUGCAACUAGUGAAAACCUCACCAAAGAAAAUUGGGACCUUAUAACAAAAUUAUGCGAAAAGACUGAAAAAAGUGGGGAGCAAGGUGCUCGCGAUUGUGUAGCUGCUAUUCAAAAACGGCUACAACACAGGAAUCCUAACGUUCAAGGCUUUGCCUUGACGCUCUCGAAUUCUCUUGUCAAAAUGUGUGGUACAGCUGUUCAUAAAGAAAUAUCUUCUCGUAUGUUUACACAAACCUUGACUCGUAUAUUGCAAGAUAAGAGUACGCACGAAACCGUAAAAAAUCGAGUGCUUGAUUUGAUUCAAGAAUGGAGCAAUGAAUUUCGUUCCAAUGAUACUAUGGGUCUUAUGGAAGAAACUAUGAAUAAUUUACGAACACAAGGUUUUCAUUUCCCUUCCCCAGAAAAACCCAAAAAAGAAUUAAGCGAAUAUGAACUUGAGAAACAGAAAAAGGAAGAGGAAGAACAGCUUCAAUUGGCUAUGGCACUUUCUCUUUCCUCUGCAGAAAAAAGUGGACAACGAAAGGUUUCUUCCACAACACCCGUAACUUCAACCACAUCGCAACCUCCAUCGCAGCCUCCAUCACAGCCUGUAUCACAUAGUCAGCAUUUAUCUCCUAGCGUCUCUAAGGUUAAAGCAUUAUAUGAUUUUGAUCCUACAGAAUCUGGAGAACUUGGUUUCUCCCGUGGUGACGUUAUCACUGUAUUAGAUAGUGUGUAUAAAGAUUGGUGGCGUGGUGAGUUACGUGGUAAGACAGGUAUAUUUCCUGUCAAUUAUGUAGAAAAGCUACCGGAACCAACUGCCGCAGAUAUUGCAAAAGAAGCGGAAAUUGAAGCUGCUAUUUUUGCUGAAGGUCGAAACAUUGAUCAAUUGUUAGAGUUGUUGGCAGGGCUUGAUGUUACCAGAGACAGCGUCACAGAUAAUGAUCACAUUCAGAAUUUGUAUAACAACACUUUACCGGUUCGUCCAAAAUUGAUGAAACUGAUCGAGAAAUAUAGCCAAAAGAAAGGUAUAUUUUUAUUAGCCACUACAACUUACGAUAGACUUAUGGCCGAAUCUUUAAAAAAAUACGAGGCAUAUAUAAAUCCAACCCCACAACCUCAAUUUAAUUAUCCACCCGCAACUACUGGUUAUAAUGUUCCGCCUGCGCAAAAUUUUCAACAAAAUUCUGGUGGAUAUGCUGACUCGGCAGCAGCGCAUGAUGUUGUAGCAAAACUUAACGCUUAUCAACAAGCAAAUCAGCAACAAUAUCCUUCCACCCAACCUCAACAAGAUAACGUAAAUCAACAACAACCUAAUAAUUAUCAAACACAGUAUCCAUCUCAAGAUUUUGCGGUUUCAGAAAAUCAACCGAUUUCAAAUUACGUCACCCCAGAUAAUAAAUUAAACUCUGGCUCCACACCUAAUUAUUUACCUCAACAAUCUCAACAACAUCAAUCAUAUCCCACCCAAAACACUCAGGAACAACCCAAUCAAUCGAGUUAUCAUCAAACUUCCCAUCAAUAUUUACCACAAGCAGAUGGAUCUGCUGGUUAUCAAGCACAAUCUUCAGCUUCCCCCGCACCUGAAAUUGUAGCAACUACAGGAGGACAAUCAUCUGCUAAUUAUAAUACUUAUAAUUCUCCCCCUCCAAAUUCUAAUAGUAGUGUUAGUUCGUAUUCAUUUAAUGAUGCUUCAUAUACUCCUACUACAGUUCAGCAAACACCAUCGGCUCCCCCAUCAACGCAAAAGCAACAAGCAUUUUCAUUAGCACAGAUAUCACAACAUAUUCAGAAUUUGCCAGAACAACAGACACAAUCAGGUUAUCCACCAAAUACACAACAGCAACAACAAUAUCCUCAACAAAAUUCAUACUAUAAUGCAUCUCAAAGUGCAUCAGCUCCUUAUGGUACUCCUGUUGCCCAACCUGAAUUCGUUUAA
Funneliformis caledonium is the source of this 1959-nucleotide messenger RNA. The record is from the annotation of a GenBank genome assembly. Lineage: Eukaryota; Fungi; Glomeromycota; Glomeromycetes; Glomerales; Glomeraceae.